ACCAAGCUUCUGAAACUCAUUUCUUCUGAACUCUGCAAUGGAGAUGAAAACAUUACAUCUAUAUCUCUACAUAUCCAUAACCCUCAUCUUCAUCUUUCUCAACUCAGCUUCCACUUUGAAUCCAUCUUCCACACCAAAACCAAAACCAAACCCCUACACCUCAUUAUCCGCCAUUAAAACCGAUUCUGAAGCUCUAAUCCAGUUCAAAAACAUGAUCGAAAACGACCCAAACGAAGCCCUCUCAACCUGGCAACCCACCAAAUCCCCAUGCAAGUGGCUUGGAGUCACUUGCACCUCAGGUCGAGUCACUGGACUCGACUUGAGCGAGUCUUAUCUCGUGGGUUCGAUAUCUUUCGAACCCUUUUCAUCUUUAGACAUGUUAACCAUCUUGAACCUGUCAGAAAACCCUCAUCUAUUCAUCAACUCAACUUCUAUAUUUCAACUUCCAUCAGGAUUAGAACAAAUUUUUUUAUCUAAUUGUGGAGUUAAAGGUCUAGUUUUUGACAAUCUUUUUGUCAAAUUCAAGAACCUUGUAGUCGUCAAUCUUUCCAAGAACAAUCUAACCGGUUCCUUACCCGAAAACCUCGUGUCGAAUCUAGAUUCGGUUAAAGUUCUUGAUCUAUCUUCCAACAACAUCCUUGGAACCAUUCCUCUAGCCAUCUCAAACUAUACCAACUUGGUGAAUUUGAAUCUUUCAUACAAUUUGAUCACUGGAAACAUUCCAAGAAGUUUGGGGAACCUAAAAAGUUUACAACUUUUCGAUGUCUCGCACAAUCUACUCACCGGUUGGAUCCCUGAUGAGUUUGAAACUCUUUGUGGAUCAUUGUUAGAACUCGGGCUUUCGUCGAAUAACAUUUCCGGAACAAUACCGGCUUGGUUAUCUUCAUGUUCUUGGCUUCGGGUUCUCGAUGUUUCCAACAAUAAUCUAACUGGCCCGUUGCCUGAUUCCAUGUUUACAAACAUGGGUUCGUUAGAACGGUUGAUUCUAAGUAACAACAACAUUUCUGGACCAUUUCCAGUCACAAUUUCGAACUGUGAGAAACUGAAAGUGGUGGAUUUCAGCUCUAAUACGCUUUCAGGACCUAUCCCAUCCGGGAUAUGUCCUGAAACAUCUUCACUCGAAGAGCUUCGUUUGCCGGAUAACUUGUUAUCCGGACAAAUCCCGGAGGAUAUAUCGCGAUGUUCGAAACUAAAAACGAUAGAUUUGAGCUUAAACUACCUCAAAGGUACCAUUCCAGCUUCAAUUGGGAAUCUAGAGAAUUUAGAGCAGUUUUUUGCUUGGUACAAUGAAUUGGAAGGGAAUAUUCCGGUAGAGAUAGGGAAAUGCAAGAAUCUAAAAGAUCUAAUUCUCAACAACAAUCAUCUCACAGGAAAUAUUCCAGUAGAGUUGUUGAAUUGCAGUAAUCUUGAAUGGAUUUCCCUCACAAGCAACUCGAUUUCGGGUGAAAUCCCACCGGAAUUCGGCUUGUUGUCGAGGCUGGCGGUGUUGCAACUAGCAAACAAUAGCCUGAGUGGCAGCAUUCCAACGGAAUUGGGAAAUUGUAGCACUCUUGUUUGGUUAGAUUUGAAUAGUAACAAGUUAACCGGAGAAAUCCCACCUCGAAUUGGUAGGCAUGUCGGAGCGCAAUCUUUGAUCGGAAUUCUAUCGGGUAAUACUAUAGUUUUUGUCAGAAAUGUUGGGAAUUCAUGCAAAGGAGUUGGUGGUUUACUAGAGUUUGCUGGAAUUCGACCGGAAAGAUUACUACAGGUUCCUACAUUGAGAACCUGUGACUUUAGAAGAAUGUAUUCGGGUCCGAUUUUGAGCAUGUUUACUCAGUAUCAAACGCUAGAGUAUCUUGAUCUUUCGUAUAAUGAUCUUGGAGGGAAAAUUCCUGAUGAGUUUGGGGAAAUGAUUGCUUUACAAGUUCUUGUGUUGUCUCACAACCAACUAUCUGGUGAGAUUCCGGCGACACUUGGGCAUUUGAAGAAUAUGGGUGUUUUUGAUGCAUCUCAUAAUAGGCUUCAAGGGCAUAUACCCGAAUCGUUUUCAAAUCUAACGUUUUUGGUCCAGAUUGAUCUUUCAAACAACGAGUUAACGGGGCAAAUUCCGACAAGAGGGCAACUCAGUACGCUCCCGGAGAGUCAGUAUGCGAAUAAUUCAGGAUUGUGCGGUCCCCCAUUGCAAGAAUGUAGCAUGGUGAAUAAUCCGGUGGCGGAUCCUGGUGGAGAUGGUGGUGGUAGGCGGCAGUCGGCUAAGACUUGGGCUAACAACAUCAUAAUGGCGAUUCUUAUUUUGGUUGCUAUAGUUUGUUUGUUAAUCGUUUGGGCUAUUGCUAUGCGAGUAAAGCGGAAGGUGGUCGAAGAACAAAAGUUGCUAGAGCGACUACAAGCUUCUCGGUCAGCCACGACGUGGAAGAUCGAAAAGGAGAAAGAGCCAUUGAGUAUAAACGUUGCCACGUUUCAAAGGCAAUUGCGGAAACUUAAGUUUUCGCAACUGAUUGAAGCCACCAAUGGAUUCUCUUCAGAGAGUCUGAUUGGUUGUGGCGGCUUUGGAGAAGUUUUUAGAGCAAAACUAAAGGAUGGAUCAAGUGUCGCGAUCAAGAAACUCGUUCGCUUGAGUUGUCAAGGUGAUCGCGAGUUCAUGGCUGAGAUGGAAACCCUUGGAAAAAUAAACCACAAAAACCUGGUACCAUUGUUAGGGUAUUGCAAGAUUGGUGAAGAACGACUCUUGGUAUAUGAAUUCAUGGAGUUUGGUAGUCUUGACGAGAUGCUCCAUCGACGAUCAAUGAAGGGUGCACCAAACCAUAGGAUUUUGAGUUGGGAAGAAAGGAAAAAGAUAGCUAGAGGGGCGGCGAAAGGGUUAUGCUUCUUACACCAUAAUUGUAUCCCUCACAUCAUCCAUCGCGAUAUGAAAUCAAGCAAUGUGUUACUAGAUCACGAAAUGGAGGCUCAUGUUUCAGAUUUCGGGAUGGCGAGGCUAAUUAACGCCCUUGACACUCAUUUGAGCGUUAGCACACUAGCCGGAACGCCUGGAUACGUCCCACCUGAGUACUAUCAAAGCUUUAGAUGCACCGCAAAGGGCGAUGUAUAUUCAUUAGGUGUGGUCUUUUUGGAACUUUUAUCCGGGAAACGACCCACGGAUAAAGAGGAUUUUGGUGACACGAAUUUAGUCGGAUGGACAAAAAUGAAGGUCCGCGAAGGGAAAUCACGAGAAGUUAUUGACGUAGAAUUGUUAGCGGAGCAUGAAGAACACGAAAAAGAAUAUGUCAAGGAACUAGUGAGGUUUCUUGAGAUAACAUUGCAAUGUGUUGAUGAUUUCCCUUCAAGAAGACCAACUAUGUUACAAGUUGUGACAUUGCUAAGGGACCUUAAUGUGCCAAAACCUCUUGUUACUUAAUUUUUUUUCCUUAAUAUACGCGAAACAUGUUACAUUUGGUGUGUCAACAUCGUUCUCCGUCGAGUUUUUGAAUGUAGUACUUGAUUUAAGAUAAUACAAGGCUGUUAAUUAUUGUA
Helianthus annuus (common sunflower) is the source of this 3492-nucleotide messenger RNA. Its product is annotated as serine/threonine-protein kinase BRI1-like 2. Lineage: Eukaryota; Viridiplantae; Streptophyta; Magnoliopsida; Asterales; Asteraceae. Gene Ontology annotation, biological process: protein phosphorylation. The record is from RefSeq and is a predicted model, not a curated record. Gene Ontology annotation, cellular component: plasma membrane. Bases 38 to 3376 code for a protein of 1112 amino acids. The transcript has a single exon. Gene Ontology annotation, molecular function: ATP binding; protein kinase activity; protein binding.